This is a messenger RNA of Triticum aestivum (bread wheat), 3895 nucleotides long. RefSeq lists its product as uncharacterized. Bases 444 to 1022 code for a protein of 192 amino acids. The transcript has 8 exons. The record is from RefSeq and is a predicted model, not a curated record. NCBI's taxonomy places the organism in Eukaryota, Viridiplantae, Streptophyta, Magnoliopsida, Poales, Poaceae.
UGUUAGGUACUCCCUCUGUUCCGAAAUAAUUGUCGUUGGACAACUCCAGUACAAUUUCAGCCACGUUACGAAAUUAACGCACUUUCCCAUUUUACCCUCACUCGUCGCUCUCCUCCCCUUCGCCUCUCGCCGGCCACCACCUCGACCACCUCGCCGGCCACCACCUCGCUCACCUCGCCGGCCACCACCACGCCGGCCUAGCGGCCACCAUCACUUCCCGUCGCCGCCAUCAUUCUUCCGCCUCUACUCACACCCGUCGUCCACUCGCACCCUGCUCCACUCACACCCCGCGUCCAAGGUCAAAGUUCAGAUUUUUGCUCCGACGGCGAGCUUAUGGCGAUGGAGGAGCUGGAUCCGCGUGCGCCUGCUUUGGAUCUGGCGACGGAGGUGGUGGAUGCGACGUUUGAAGUACACAUGGGCGGCGGCCUGCUCCCCGCCGCGGCAUGGAGGUCGAGGGGCGGCGCGGCGCCGAGGCCGAGCCUGGUGGUGACGCGGACGACGAACGAGGAGGUGGUGUACGAGCUGCGGCAAGCCACGCUGGUGAAGGACCUAGGGGCGGCGGGCGCGGGAGGCCAAGGCGGGCAGGCGCCGCUAGUGGCUGGAGCAGCUUGAGCAGGAGGGCACGCCGAGCUCGGCUGGGGCCUCAUGAGUUGGGCGGCAUCUGGCGCCGCAGGGUCAGUGCGCCCUUCGCCGCCCUCCUCGUGGUGUCCGUCCUUGUCCUCGUCGUCUUCACUGGCCGCUUCCUGCAGGGCCCCGACGCUUCCUCGCGAUUCACCCCGGUACAUGUGGACGACUCCACACCCCGGACAGUCUCCUCCACGGACCAAGACUUGGAGACAUCUGAUUCAUCAAAUCAAGAAGGGGAGGGGGUGACCAAAAAAUUGAGCUUGAUGAAUCUUCCAUGGAGGCAAUGGAAGAGCAGAAACAGCCUUAAGAGGACACUCCUGGUGAGCAUUCAGGAAAAAGAACACUUGGCUGAACUUCAGGAAAAGGAUGCACUGAAUCUUACUAGCUGUUGGUGAAGUGUCAUUUUCUCACAAUAUAAGACAUCCGGACUCUAUCCUUGGUGGUCGAGCAGCCUUAACUACGGCUGAAUAAUUAUGUUGAAGCUUGCUGUUGUGGUCAUGCAACUAUUUCCAGGUAUGAUCUAAUGACUCGUCGGAAAGAAACCUGUCACAAAGAGCCUUUUGGCUUAACCCUCGUUACAUGUGGAAAUUUUGGUAAUACUUUGAAAUUUUGGAUGUGUCCUGGUUGCAAUUUCCUGAAACCAUACAGGUGUAGACUACAAUGCUUUCUAGUAGAAAACCAUUAAUAAAAGAAUAGACAAAUUGUUAUUCUAUUCUGUUCUACAAAAACAGGGGUAAUAGAAUGAAUUGGCUUAUUCACAUUUCACAUUCAUUUUAGCUAAUCAUUCUGCCAUUUAGUGCUCCAUAUCAGUGUGCAAGCUUAGUAGUGGUUUAUUUUCAGUCAUUUAUUUGAAAUGUCAUAGGUCAAGUUGUUUACAUGCUGCCGGAGUCCUCUGCUAGUUAGUGCCGACUGUGAUGAUGUUAACUUGAUAUUGCAUAUGUUUCUUUGCUCAGAACCAUUGGUUAGGACACUACUCAGAACCAUAGGAACAGUAUGUCAGAGUGUGACAGAUUAGGCUUUUGAUGCUUUCCCCACUUCUGCCUUCGAUAUCUUCAAAUACAAAAGUUUGCAGGCUUUGAUCCAUUUGAAAGGUCAACUUAUUUUGGACGACAGUUUGAUCUUGGACAGGUAAGCUAGAUAUUUUCCCCUUCUAACCAUUGAUGGUCAACAGUUAUCAUCCUUACUACUCCCUGGAGUAUUAAGCAGACUAUGGGUCGAAGAGGUGUUCCCCUUGUCAUCCUUUUAUUUGUUCAAAUUGGCCGCUUAAAUAAAUUCACGAGUACUAGUCUCUUCUGUCCAAAUUUUAACGAAGGUUAUGCCCUCGAUCUCAUUGUGCCGACAGAACCAGUUUAAGCAGAGAGUCUGAGUCCGAGGAGCUCGCCCGGAGGAAGAAGAGAUAUUCCAGUUUACAAUGGUUCAGGUACCUGUCACGGUCACCACAUCUCCCUGUUUCCUAACAUUCCAGCUACCUGCUCGUGGGAUGGCUACUGGGCAAUGCUAAUAUGCUCCACAGUCCCAGUAGCAAAUGGAACAUGGACGCCUACUGGAUGAACAAGUAACAUGCCAGUGAUGCAUUGCAGGAGCAGAAAGGAGCAGCGAGCAGCAGCGGCGGCUGACCUCGAGCUCUCGGUUGGAGUGGAGGGAGGCGGCCGGCGAGGGAUAUGCGGCCAGCGGGGAAGGAUUCGGAGUUGCGGCGGAGCAGGCAACCGGCGGGGAAAGGCGGCCGCCGGUGAGGGAGCUUUCGAUCGCGGCGAGGAAGGGCGACCAGAGGGGAUCAGGCUCUCGAUUGGAGCGGCACAGGCAACCGGCGGGGAAAGGCGCCGGAGAUGUGGACGACGGAGGAGCCUGGCGAAGGGGAGGAGCGACGGAGGAAGACGAUGGAGUCCUCGCGGAGGGAAGGAGCGACGGAGGAAGACGACGGCCCGUGCGAUUUCAAAUCGAUGGGUGGGGGAGGGGUAGUUUGGUAAUUUCACUCGUUUUCACCUGGUCGGAAAACCCCCUCCAACGACAAUUAUUUCGGAACGGAGGGAGUAGAAACUACGACCUCACACACCAUAUCUUACGCGGCUUUCCUCGUACGUGAAACCGUGGUCCGCGACACUCCCUAACGAACGAAUAUUUUGGCUGCCACGGUUUGGACACGCUGAUCGAUCGGCACAUGCAUGCUCUAGUCAUGCACUUGGCUAAACUACAAUCUCACACAGCUAGCCUCUUACACGGCUUUCCUCGUACGUGAAACCAUGGCCCAGCGACGGCCAACCCAAUGAAUCCCCCCACUCCAAACCAGUGUCACCUCACCAUCGAUCCCGGUACAUCCAUGCACGAAACUCAAAAAUGCUAGACGUACAGGCUUUUACAUGUUUCUACAGGCUCCUUCCAAACUUUCUAAACACCCCUCCCCCUGAUUUCAAUGGGGUGGGCCCGUGCCUCUACUAAUGACCAAUUAAAAACCGCCACAACACCCUGUAAACCCCUCAUGCCUGUAACAUCCUGUAUGUGUAGCAAAGCUCAACGAAACUGGGCAUGCACAGCGGGCCGGCGCCACAUCCGUCACAUGCUCGCGGCUGUGGCUAACAAGAGCCUGCGUGCCUUUAUAACGGGCCGGCGUACCUCCGGCCGAUCACGCUCGAGGAAAGCCGCGUAAUAAUGGACCGUGAAGGCUUCCUCGCCGUCCUGGUGGAGCUGACUCUCGUCUUCUUGGCCGUGUUUCUCGGCUGGUUGGCCGUGGAGUUCCUCGUCCAACGCUUUUACUUGGCGAGGAAGGUGGUUCGCUGGAUCCGGGGCCGCGGCGAUGGCCUGGCGGUGGGAGGGGAUGGCCAGGCCCAGGCGGCGGCGGGAGGGGCCGGCGCGGCGGUCUGAAGCUCCAACAACGCUGCUAGCUCCUUCAUGGUGCUUACCUCCGGCAGGUGGUGGUCCUCGGCGAUUCCGUUGGCGUCCCGUGGAAGAAGGUUUGCUGUGGAGAGGACAUGCGCCAGAGGACGACGUACGGACGGAAUUGGAGCUAGUAGCAUUCUUGGAUCUGCUUGUACGAGCAGAAAUGGCCAGUUCAUCAUCAGUUCUCUUCUACUUCAUCGUGUGUUGUUUUAUGCAUGCUUUGUGUUUGAUGGUACCUGGCUACUAGUACUAGUAAGUACUAUCUAGCAUGAUUCUCUUCUGCUUGGGACUUUGAGUCUGUUUAAGGAUCUGAAGUUUGGCAUGUACUACGUGUGUAAGACCCUGUUCCGUCAACAACUUGUUAAUUAAUGAUGAAGAAAGAAGUGGCCGUUAA